Phyllostomus discolor (pale spear-nosed bat) is the source of this 2575-nucleotide messenger RNA. RefSeq names its product family with sequence similarity 217 member A (gene FAM217A). The record is from RefSeq and is a predicted model, not a curated record. The coding region runs from base 724 to 2289 and encodes 521 amino acids. The transcript has 6 exons. Lineage: Eukaryota; Metazoa; Chordata; Mammalia; Chiroptera; Phyllostomidae.
CCCGCUCCAAAGCUCCUUCCCCAACUCCCAGUCGCAAAGGCCGCGGCUCUCUGGGCCUCAACCCCCAGGUGCGGUGGCCUUCUCCUGGCGCCCUCCAGGGCACACACCCGGCUGGCCCCAGGCAGCAGCCUCGUCCUCCUUCAGUCCUCCACCCCAGUGCCUGGCAUAGAGCAGGUGGGUCACUGCCCACUGAUUAAAAACUUGCCUGGACUGUGUUUUCCAUUUCUUCAGGAUGCACCUUCCCCUCUAGGAGACAGUAAAUUGGUGUGGAAAGUAGUGUUUGGUCCUCUGGACCUUUCAGUGUCUCUGAAACGUUCAUGGGGCCCUUGCCUUGCCAGUUUGUGGGGUUGAGCCUGUUUUCAAAUGGAGCGCCUGUUUUGAGUGAUUAAAAGCAGAGUUCGUGACCCUGCUUUAUAGGUUCCAGAUAAUUCAUCCUAUUUUUCUAAUUUGCAUUUUAUUUUCCUAUCUGAUACUAUCUCCUUCGUCACCGCAGACCUUAAUUUCCUAACCUUCUGUCCGUUAGAUCUGUGUGCUGUUGUCUAUGCCCCACCCUAUUCGUUUUUUUGUCUGGAUUGCCCCUUGUUUUUGGUUGAUUUUACAUCGUUACCCCCACCCUACCCUCACAGUCCCUUUAUUCUGCUUUCCAAAUAUUUUUUACACCUCCUUUAGAUGGGAAGCCAAAGUUCAUGCUUUUUAAAAGUCAAUGUUGUACCUUACCCAUAAAUGUGCCUGUUCCACAACCUGUAUAGGAUUUUAAGGAAACAAGCCAGCAAAAUGGGGAGAAGAAAUGGUGAGAACUGCGGCACCAACCUGCGUGUGUCAAACAUCCCUCAUGAGAAUUUAUCUCACUGGAAUUUGGAUUCAGAAGUACCUGAUCCUGAAAAUAAAAACCUCCCACCUGGAAGGGAUAGUGCAGCAGGUGGCAAAAGUAACAAGAACCAUUUGGAAAUUCCAGUAGAGCAACUGAUGCUAGAGCUUAAUUUGUCAGAGAAUGCUCACAAAAGAACACAGACUAGGAUAUGUCAGUUAUGGAGUUAUCCUCUUAACAAAGGAAGUACCAUGGAUAACAGGGAUUUCAAAAAACCUUCUAUGGAAAUUGGCUUUAAUACAACCAACAAUCCCAUAAAGUUCUUCACUCUGAACCACUCACUAACAAGUGCUCCAGUUGAUAAGCAAGUUGGUUCUUACUCUGAACUGCCGACAUCAGUAGGUCUCUGCUGGCCCUAUGCCGACGGAGACUUUUUUAAAGACAGAAAUGAGGCUCAUGUUAAUUUAUGUUCAACUAUAGAAAACAACAAUGGUGAAACUUUAUCUGCUCCAAAUUGGAAUUUGAAAUAUGGAAACAGCAGUGUAGAAGAAAAUUUAACAGAUGAAAGUGAUUUAUCAGAAAAUGAAAAGGCAAGUGAUACUUUACUCAGCUAUUUUAAAAAGAUGGACCUGAACUUAAAGCCAGAAACAAUAGAAAAUGUUGAAGAAUCUUUCACAGAAGAACCAAGUGAAGUAUUUCCAUAUCCUGAUUUUCUUCCUCCUCCUUUCAAUACUCUGGACUUGCACAAAUUAGCUGUCUCAAAAUCUGAAAAUUGGAAAGCAACAGUAGAAUCUCCAGAAAGCUGUAUUGAACAUUUGAUAACUCGUUUAUUGGAAUUGGAACGAUUACAACAUACGACUAUACAAAAAGAGAGGCCAAGAUUACCAACUACCUUCUGUAUUCCAGCAGUUACUGAACGACCCUCUUCCUCCAAAACUAUACCAAAACCAAGACAGCCAAAACUUUCUGACUCUGUAAGUCUUCAGACAACUUGUGUAGAUAAAACUAGAGAAAAAAGAAAAAAUAAUUCUGGUGCUUACAAGCUUGAACAAAAUGCUUCAAAAUGGAAUUGGAGCACUGCUGGCAAAUAUAAGUGGAAUUCUAAACCACCAUCUCUAAAAGGUUCAUCCACAACAAAACAUUUGAUGGCAACUUAUGAUGCUUUCAAGAAUCCCAAAAGUUCCAUUUUAAAUCCAUGCCAAGAACUCUCAACCAAUCCUACUACUGCCCAAACAACUCAAUCACUGGUUAAAGUGGUCUCAGCAAGACCUUGUCUGCCACCAAGGUCUCUAAUACCAGUUUCACCCAUAAAUUUGUCUUUUCCUGAAAAUCACACAGAAGAAAUCAAGGCACCAAGGACCAAAAAGAAACUUUACCGAAAACACAUAGCAUUGAACAGAUCAUUCUAUAUUCAAAAGCGAUACUGUUUAUCACCUUCAUUUAUAGCUAAGGGUAAGUGCUCACCCAUUGAGCAAAAAUAACAUUUCCCCCUAUGCGCCUCAAUGUGAGCAAAUUUAUCAUAAGAAGCCUAGCUGAAAAUGGUUCAUCAUUUCGAGAUGCAGGUAUUAAACAUGCACAGGCACACAAAUUACUUGAUGUGCUCAUGGAGUGGAACUUAUGGAAACCACUGCUGAGAUCAGUCUAUGUAUCAACCCAAGGUAACAUAGUAGACAACCUUUUUGCAUGUUAUAUUUCAAAAUGUUUUACUUAGUAAACUGUUCCACUCAAAAGAUCUUUCUUUUGUUGUGAUUGUUUCCUGGUAUAAUU